This is a messenger RNA of Mytilus trossulus (common blue mussel), 2932 nucleotides long. Its product is annotated as serine beta-lactamase-like protein LACTB, mitochondrial. The coding region runs from base 699 to 2522 and encodes 607 amino acids. Gene Ontology annotation, molecular function: peptidase activity. NCBI's taxonomy places the organism in Eukaryota, Metazoa, Mollusca, Bivalvia, Mytilida, Mytilidae. The record is from RefSeq and is a predicted model, not a curated record. Gene Ontology annotation, biological process: regulation of lipid metabolic process; proteolysis. The transcript has 7 exons. Gene Ontology annotation, cellular component: mitochondrion.
CAGUACGACCUAUAUUUUGAACUCAACUCAAGCAUCAGGUCUCUGACAUUGGACAUGAAUUUAGUGAUAAACUCCUCUUUAAGAGUGAAUAGAGUUGCUGUUAUCAAUCUUCACAAGCUUAUAGCUCCAAACGUUUCGUUUAUUGGUGCUAAAAGUAGCAGUUAUCCGUUGAAAAUCUGCAAAUACACACAUCAAUUCUCAAACCGGCAAACAUUUCACACAACUGCAUCUCUUAGAACGAGAGGGAGAGAUAAAUAUACCGCAUUAGGACCAGCAACAAUCUAUAUUUAUCGACUUGGUAUACUUUUUGUAUUCCUUCUUAUUAUAAACAAACUCACAGCUUACCUCUUUGUAACCUCUGAUUUUGGUUAUUACGACGAGGAGGCACACAACAAGAAUGAACUUUCUCCUAAACAAGAAGUGGAUUCAAAAAAUCUAACCCAGAAAUAAAUAGUUAUUUUAUAAUAAUUUGCUGUUGGAUACUCUUAGUUUUGUUGAAUGAUUGACUACAUAUGAAUGAGCAUUGAAAUAUAGAGAUAUUUGAAAAAUAAGAAUUUAAAAAAUAUUUGUAAAUACAUUAAACUGGUACAUGCAUGACAUGUAAUAUGAGAACUUUUAUAAACAAAGAUAUAUACAUUAAAUAAAAUUUAGUGUAUGUGCAUUACCAGCUAUUAUCCUGGUUCUUCAGAAUCUCAACAAUGACUUUUAGGAAUAUGUGGCAUGUAAGGGGUCAGUGUUUAAUGUCUAUAGUUAGCAAACCUUUUAUCAUGAGGCAAAUAUCAAAUCUUCAUAUAUGUACCUUCAAAAACAGCAAAAAGAUACUUGAAAGGAGAUUUUUACAAAGGAAACACUACCAGGAUUACAAACACACAGAUAGAUUUUCAACAUAUGGACAACAUUUUAAUAAAAAGGAGUCUUGGUCUAAAGUUUUAAAAGUGAUAACAUGCAUUGGUGUUUCGGUAUUGGCUCUGGCAAAAAGCAAGCGAGUAUUCUCUGUUGGUAAAUGUGAAGAAACAGAUGUAGUAGAGGAAGAAAAGUCCAGAGAUUUCAAUAAUACAAUGAAAAUGUCUGAAGCAAUAAAUAAAGCAAGAGACCUUAUCCAGCGAAUAAAGGAUGAAACAGGAAGUCCAGGAAUUGUUGUUGGUGUCAGUGUGAAUGGGAAAGAUGUAUGGAAAGAAGGUCUUGGAUAUUCUAAUGUAGAGAACAGAACACCAUGUACAGCAGACACAAUAUUCAGGAUAGCUAGUAUCAGUAAAUCUAUCACCAUGGGAAUGGUUGCUAAGUUAUGGGAAAAUGGUGCCCUUGACCUUGAUAAACCAGUUCAACAUUACCUGCCACAGUAUCCUGUUAAAUAUUUCGAUGGUCAGAAGGUUGACAUAACAACAAGACAAUUGGUUUCCCACUUAGGAGGAAUAAGACAUUAUGAAAAAGACUAUAUAAACAAAAAUAAAACUAAUAAAGAUAUUGAAAACAUAGAAAAAUCUCCACACAAGAAAACACUAGAUGUUGUUGACAAAACAGUAAAGAAAGACAAAAACCAAACAUCAGAUAAAAAGGUAGAGGAACAAAGAAAAGAUGGAAAGAAGAAUAAAAAUGAAGAGAAGAAAUCUGAAUUUGAAAACAAGGAGUAUUACAUACAGAAGGCUUAUAAAUCUAUAACAGAGAGUCUGACUCUUUUCCAAGAUGAUCCUCUGGUGUAUAAACCAGGCAGUAAAUUUCUAUAUACCUCACAUGGAUGGACUUUAGUUAGUGCUGUGAUGGAGAAAGCUGCUAGUAAACCAUUUGAUACCCUGAUGAAGGAGUACUUUAACACAUUAGGACUUCAACAUACAUAUCUAGAGGAAAAUGAUCCACUAAUCUACAACAGGGGGAGCCAUUAUGUGAAAAAUAAGAAUGGAAGACUGGUUAAUGCUCCAUAUGUCAACAAUUCUUACAAGUGGGCCGGAGGUGGAUUUAUAUCAGAUGUCACUGAUCUGCUGAAAUUUGGAAAUAUAAUGUUGUACAGCUAUCAGUAUGACGCAGACAGUGUUAUAAAUGGAAAUAUAUCUAAGGGAGAUAAUCAAACUAAGGAAGAUAACUCUAGAUUAAAAGAUAAUUCAGAAUCUGUGAAUUGUGUUGUAGAAAAGGGACAUAACUCAGAUAGUAAACUUUUACCGGGAUAUUUGAAAAGAAAAACAAUGGAUAUGAUUUUUGCUCCCGUAGAUAAAACAGAGUGUCCAUGGGACAAAGAUGGGUUUUAUGGUAUGGGCUGGGCUGUUGUUCCCGAAAAGUAUGAAAAUGGUUAUUGUAAACAACAAAGGCAUUAUGUGUCCCACACAGGGGGUGCUAUAGGUGCUAGCAGUGUCUUACUUAUCUUACCAUCUCAAAACUAUGGCAAGCAAGAAGAGACAAGCUCAGAAGAAAAAGGAAAGCAGUCUGAUCCACCAGAAGGGAUUGUUGUUACUAUUAUUACUAAUAUGGGGUCUGUUGGGUUAAAUAGAGUUGCACUUGAAAUUGCAAAAUCAUUUGAAUCUGUAGAGUAAAGAUUGUAUAAUUAUAGGUACAAAUGUACAUGAGGGUCUGGAUGAGGUCAACAAAUUAACAUACUGUAAAUUCUGAAAUUAAUGCAAGGUUUUUAUUAUUGCGAAAAAUGCUACUGAGUUGUAAACUCAAUAAUUUACACUCACAUUUGAUAUAUUUUAUAUGAAUUUAACAGGAUUUUUCUCAAAAUCGUGAAAAUUAAAAUUGCGUUUAAGUCUAAAAUGAGAAAAUCGCAAUAAUAAAUGCGGGCAAUAAUUUCUGAAUUUACAGUAUAGAAAAACGGGAAAAAGAGUGCAGGAAGAUGUGAAAAAAAUGGGAAUCUAAAAAUUUGAUUAUAAAAUGUGAAGACUAAACAUGCUUAAUAAAGAUCAGAGAUAAACAGUGUAAAAAAUGAUAAAAAAAAAGAUAAAAA